AUGUAACCUCCGAAUCAGCUAAUAUCUUGAGAGAGCCCAUAUGGUAUCUACGUUACAUAUCCACUUAGUGUCAUUCAUAUAUGGGGCAUAACUGGUUGUCAAAAAAUACAUGGCAGGAUGCUCUAGGUGAGCAGAAGAAUCUAAUAUCAUCAGACAUAUGUAAUGCCACAGCUGAAUUAAAUACAAAAUCAUGACAAAAACCAACUACAGAGGCACACAUCUGAAAAAGGGACGACAGCCCAUUGUUUUUACUCUAGACGUUACGUUAGUUACACUCAAGCUACUACGCCAAAAAGGUUGUGAGAAAGCUGCUGACUACCUUAUAAACAUGAAACUACUCUGUUGGUGCUCAUCAGAUGAGCACAGGCUAAAACUGCUUUUCCAGAUUAUGUUCUUUAUCCCUUUUACAGCUGUUUUUUCCUGUACACAUUCCUUCCACCAGUGAGGUGAAUAUUCAGAUGACUUCAAGCUUAUAUACUUCUCAUAGGAUAGAAACGUGUGAAGACUGAUAAUCUUUCUUAACAGGUGAUUUAACUUGGAGAUUAGCACAGAUUUUCACUAGUUAAAGUAGGCAUAAUUCUGGAAAGGGUGUGAAUAGGAGAAAAAAGUGAAUGGAAAGCAGAAAUACGAUUGUUCUUCAGUCAUGAAUUUCUUAGCCUACUGAGGAUGCCAGUCAGAGUCUUUACAUCUCUUUCGAUAUUGUGUGGUGAGCCAGAUUUUGAAUUUAAAAAAAAACAACAACUUAGAACUAGUGAUCUUACUGGUUGUUAAUCCAGUACCUGGUGCGUUUCAAUACUGCGAAUCACCAAUUCUCUGUAAGUUGAGUUAGUGAUGCUAGUUCGUGGAAGGUGUUCAUUUCUGUGAAAAGUUUUCUUACUGUUUGUGUUUUUAGGUCUUACCGUGUGGAUAUUUGGCAUUCAGUCUUUGUAGUUGGUUUUACGUACAAUCUCAAGAAGCGGCUAAUUGCGCCCGGGAGUUUUUAAAAAGUGCUACAAAGGACCAGACUGAUAGUGUUUUGAUACGUGAUAAAUUGAACAAUCCGAAAUCCCUUGAAAAUAACAAGCACUUUUGGCCUACAGUCCUAAGUUUGGUUUUACAAGCUAGAUGUCAAGAUGCAGCCAGUCUACUUGUUUUGCAUUCUAACUCUAACGGUCGUGGUCUUCGAAGUCUCCGCCAACUUUUGUCAGCUAUGCCAGUCGCUUCGGAUUCUGAAAAAGAAGGUAUAUGGACUGAAUAUGGUGCUCAGUUUUCACAGGCUUGGAAUUACUGGCAAUCCGAGUGUCAACAUCGGAUGUCAUCAGGAGAGUUCGAACAUGUUGGUGGUGACGCAGUUUCAAUCGAAUAUGUUAAGUUGAUUGUGAAUAUAAUUUCCGGGCGCACUUCUGUUUGGGAUGAUCCACGAAUUCUGGAAGUUACUAAAGGUUCGCGUGGUUGGUAUUUUCGUUUUGUGUCAUUUGUCUUCUACACUGACCAGCUGGUGAAUGUCGAAGGUCUUAGUAAAAAUCUUGACCGGUGGUUAGCUUUGACAUCAAAAGAAAAUACUGAACCAGGUUCAAAUUUUGAUCAGUCUGUUGAUGCUAUAAUUACAAGCAUUUUUCGUAUGGAUCUGUUUUCCUUUGUUCGUAUAUCAAGUGAAAAGUUGGGCAACUGGUGGUUUAUUGCACACUUUACAAAUCUUCUAAAUCAUAUGUAUCCGGGUAUUUUAAAUGAAUGUCUAGGUGGAUAUAAAAAAGGUUCAGUGAAAUCCACUUCUGAGCUCAGCGGUUCAUCAUAUCAAGGUGAAAAGGGUGUUUCCAUAGUUGAAUUUUUCCUUUUGGGUUAUGUGGAGUCUUUGUCUUCAGAAACUUGUUUACUGUCUAUUGCACUUGGAUAUUUAGAUCAUUGUAAAUCUGGCCGAACACUCCAAUCCACCUUAUUGUUGAGACAUGCUCGGCCAGUAUCAAAUAGAGCUACAAACUGGUUCAUCAUUCAAGCCCAAAUUAGAGGACUACAUUCUACUGUUGAAGAAAUCGCCAGGCUAAAUUGUCGUAGAUAUUUAAAUUUGUCUCUACAAUCCAAUGAAAGCACCAACCACUUAAUACCUGUAUAUGCUUCGACAUGCAUGGCUGUUGGAUGGGCUUUACGUGCACAUGAUUAUCCGACUGUUAAUCGGUUGGCUGAGAUUUCUCUUGCUAGAGAUUGUGGAUUUAUGAAUAAGGAUAUAUCGGAUGGAGAUCAAAAAGCCGCCGCCUAUUCUGUAAAUUCAGAAGUCAGUAAGUUGGCAGCGAUAAUACGCGGAUAUUUUAGAACAUUGCCAGUUAGUGAAUCUUCAAGCAACACUGCGCAAACAACAACACAGAUCAGUCGCCUUCCCUUAUCACCUGAAUUGGCUUUCUUAAUCCGUUAUUCUGAACUGCAACAAUGCUUUAAUGAUGGUCAUGUCGAAAGUGCAGUUGAUCGCCUAAUUGAUCUCUUAGUUACAAGUUCUGGUGUUUCUUCUACUUCCAAUACCGAUAAACAAGAUUGGACAAAUUCUUCAUCCUUAAGUAUAGAUUUACGCAUACCAACUCGUCUCAAAAUAAGACUACUAUCUGAAGUGAGACAUUUGUUGGGACGGAAUCGUCUACGUCGAGAUCAGGUUGAAGUGUUGAUUAGUGCUCUUGUUGAAUUAAGAGCAGACUUAGACAUGAAUUGUAACAAUACAAGCAUCAACACUGAAAUGCAUUCUUUAUUAACGAAAAUCCAUAUGUCUCUUGCCAAAGAAUUGGCGUCAACAUUUUUCAGCCCUUGUGAAAGCAUUCCUUUAACUCCAUCUGAAUCACCCAACAGUGCAGUUAGUUUGGAUUGGCCUUAAUUGUUUUUUUCUUCUUUCUUUCAGCUAAUAUCAUCUUCUUUAAAAAAAAGAUUUUCCACAUUGUAAAAAUCUUUCCUCAUUGUACAUUUUUCAUGAUUUUAUGUAUUCUGUUCAUUUAGUAGUAAAGAUUUCAAUAUUUUGCUUUAUUGUGAAUAUGUUGUACAAUCUUUAAAUAUAUGGGGCUUGCCGCCAUCACUAUGUUUGUAUCCGAGAUUAGUUGUUGAUUAAAUUAUUUUCCAGUGUGAAGUAAUUUCAGUUUCGAUUUUAAUGAG
This is a messenger RNA of Trichobilharzia szidati, 3105 nucleotides long. Lineage: Eukaryota; Metazoa; Platyhelminthes; Trematoda; Strigeidida; Schistosomatidae. The record is from the annotation of a GenBank genome assembly.